AUGCCCGGCGGCGGCUCCUGCGAGAGGAAAACGGGGGAGUUUCUUCAGAACAGCAAGUUCCUCAGCUUGGACUUUGUGGACUUUCCGGACUUUCCGGGCACGCCUAAACUCGAUGAGUCCACCCGCUCCUUCGACGACUGCCAGCGGCUGUGCUUGCAGAACACCAGCUGCAGCGCCUUCACCUACAAGUACACCGGAGAGCGGAAGUGCACCCACCGGGGCGAGCCGCUGGUGAACCUGUUCUGGUCGCCGGCCACCGAGACGAGGACGUUCCUCCGAGUGGCCGCGGGGGAGAAAGACCGCUCGAAUUUCACGGGCUUGUUCUCGGUGCUGGAGACGGUGUGCCCGGUGCGCAUCCAGCUGCCGGACCCGCCCAAGGAGUCGAAGACGACGGCGAGGAACCUGGGGAUCAUCGGCACGGCCUUCGGGCUGGAGCUCCUCGCGGGGAUCCUGUCCUUCUGGGCCUUCCUCCGGCGGUACUCCCAGUACAGGGACAUGGCGAGGGCGCUGGGCCUGGAGUUCUUGCCCGCCGGGGGGCCGAAGCGGUUCACCUACGCGGAGCUCAAGGCGGCCACCAAGGACUUCAGCGACGAGGUGGGCAGCGGCGGAUUCGGGGUCGUCUACAAGGGGGAGCUGCCGGACCGGCGAGUGGUGGCCGUGAAGCGCCUCAAGGACGCCGCCGGCAGCGAGGCCGACUUCUGGGCGGAGGCCAACAUCAUCGCCCGCAUGCACCACCUCAACCUGGUGCGCCUCUGGGGCUUCUGCGCCGAGAAGGGCCAGCGUAUGCUCGUCUACGAGUUCAUCCCCAACGGCUCCCUCGACAAGUACAUCUUCCCGCCCUCCCCACGCCGGCAGCGAGGAGGAGGCGAAGAAGAAGAAGAAGAGUUGGAGGGGGAGGAGAAGACGAGGAAGCCGCUGCUGGACUGGAACAUUCGCUACAGGAUCGCCGUGGGGGUGGCGAGGGCCAUCGCCUACCUCCACGAGGAGUGCCUCGAGUGGGUGCUGCACAGGGACAUCAAGCCGGAGAACAUCCUCCUGGACGGGGACUUCUGUCCCAAGGUCUCCGACUUCGGCAUGGCGAAGCUCACCAAGGAGGACCGCUUCAGCUGCUCGGGGGUGAAGGGCACGCAGGGAUACAUGGCGCCGGAGUGGGUGAUGCCCAGGGAGCCCAUCACCGCCAAGGCCGACGUCUACAGCUUCGGCAUGGUGCUGCUGGAGAUGGUCACCGGCGCCAGGAACAACAAGUUCCAGAUGUCGGCUCUCCAGAGCGAGGAGUGGUACUUCCCCGUCUUUGCCUACGAGAAGGUCUACGUCGAGCGGAGGGUGGAGGAUAUCAUCGACCCCCGCAUCCUCGAUAGCUACGACAGCCGCGCCCACCUCGCCAUGGUCGACCGCAUGCUCAAGACCGCCAUCUGGUGCCUACAGGAGCGCCCGGAGAUGCGGCCCUCCAUGGGCAAGGUCGCCAAGAUGCUCGAGGGUUCUGUGGAGAUCACCGAGCCGGGCAAGCCCACCAUCUUCUACCUCCGAGACACUUAG
This is a messenger RNA of Spirodela intermedia, 1536 nucleotides long. NCBI's taxonomy places the organism in Eukaryota, Viridiplantae, Streptophyta, Magnoliopsida, Alismatales, Araceae. The record is from the annotation of a GenBank genome assembly.